This is a messenger RNA of Pelmatolapia mariae (spotted tilapia), 2502 nucleotides long. It is a transcript of the gene ubxn11, whose product is annotated as UBX domain protein 11. The record is from RefSeq and is a predicted model, not a curated record. NCBI's taxonomy places the organism in Eukaryota, Metazoa, Chordata, Actinopteri, Cichliformes, Cichlidae. Bases 235 to 1656 code for a protein of 473 amino acids. The transcript is spliced from 14 exons. Gene Ontology annotation, molecular function: ubiquitin binding. Gene Ontology annotation, biological process: proteasome-mediated ubiquitin-dependent protein catabolic process.
GAAACAGAGGUAGUAGAAUUUUAAAGUGAGGACAGAAAGAGCGACCUCCUCUGGAUGAAACAGGCACUUCUGCAGAUUUCACUUAGUAUGUUACAUUGUUGCUAUUGGAAACGGACUCCACACAAACUGAGAAAACACCGGAAAACCCUCUGAACCUCUGUUACAGUUCAUUCUCUGAACAGAAAGAAGUACAAAGAAGAAAUAAGUGUGGGAUAUUCAGGCUUUGGAUUUAAAAUGAGCUCUCCUUUGUCGAUGCUAAAGAAAACCAAACGCACUCCUCUGCAGGGCGCUCACAAAGAGCAAGGGAGCAAAUCAAAAGUUCCUUUCAGGAGGAAUCUGCUGAAAGAAUUUGAGGCUGAACUGGCCAAUGAGCCUUCUGAUUACUCUCACACUCCAACCAACGAAGCCUCCAACUCAAAUACGGGAGCUCCAUUAAAGAAAGGGUGUCCUCCGACCAACUUUGACCUCAUGUCUGCCAUGAUGCAGCGAGUGACCCUCCUGGAGAAAACAGUGAGGAGCCAGGCAAAGGAGAUAGAGCGCAAAGAUAAACAGAUUUCAGAUUUAGAGGAGAAGCUGGCGGUUCAGGAGAAGUCAGGAAGCAUGCAUGACCCGAGGAGCAGAGAUGAUCUCGAAAGCCGGUGCCAACAACUGCAAAAUCAAGUGCAUGAGAUGGAGGACUUUCUGAACGAUUAUGGUUUGAUCUGGGUGGGAGAUACAGACUCUGGUGAUCCUGCAGAGCGAGAGACUUCUGGUGCCAGAGGCUUCCACAUAAACUUUGACCUCGUGCUGCAGAGGAUCAGAGAACUGAACGUCCUCCUAGGGGAAGGAGAGUCUUUUGUGCAAAUGACAGCGACAGGAGCACAGCUGGCAAAAAAGGAUCCCAUUCCACUGAGGCUCUACAGGAAUGGCAUUGUAAUGUUUGAUGGUCCUUUCCGCUCAUAUCAGGAGCACAGCACCCAGCAAUGCAUGCAAGAUCUAAUGGAUGGCUAUUUUCCAUCUGAGCUUCAAGAAAGAUUUCCGGAUGGUGUACCUUUUGAGCUUCAUGACAGGCGAUACGAGGAAUUCCACUCUAGGCUCCCAUGGGAAACGUUUCCUGGUGAAGGACAGGCUGUUUGUGGGGACAAAGAUGAAUCAGCAAGCUCGCUGAGUUCUCACUUACCCGGCAAGAAGCUGACCACGGAUCAGUUCCUGAACAAGUUGCCGAAGUUGGUGGUGAAGGCCGGCCGAGUGAUUGAUAUCAGGAACUCGCUGAGGGCAAAGCUGCAGGGUACAUCUGAUGUGGACAGCAGCAGUUCAGUGAUACUGAUAGAUACACCGUCACUGCAAGCGAGUACUGAGAGACUGCAGGCUUUCAGCGCCUACCAGCCUGCCUGUAAUGUCAUCACUCUCAAGGUGAAGUCAGAAGACGGGAGUCACACUUACAUAGUGAAAAUGUCCCCGUCGGAAACAGUCGGUGACCUGCGGAGGUACCUGGACAAACACAGAAGGGGCGGUGUGUCCAGUUAUGACAUCAUCAGCGCAUACCCACAGUGCAACUAUGAUGAUGACGGUCAGACGCUCCAGUCGUGUGGAAUCGUGACAAACGCCACUCUACUGCUGCGACAGAGGAAACCUGAUCCUUCACUGGCCGACGUCAACAAAGCUGUUAAAGAUUAAAGAAUUACUUUUAUCUUGUUACAUCAGUGCUGUUCACAGCAGAGCGGAGCAUGAGCAGGAGAAGUAAAGGUGUUACUAAUGUUAUUAAUGACGACUGUGUUCUGUGACAGUGAGGCCAAAAGCAUUCACAAACCCAUGACACUGAAACAAAAUCACAAUGAGCCAUUAUUCCUUUUGUUUCUUAUACCUUUGCUCUUAUCUUAACAGGGACACAGCUCAAUAACACCAAUAUCUAAUCAGAUAAUCACAUGGCAGCAAUUCAGUGCAUGUAGACAUGGUCAAGCUGACCUGCUAAAGUUCAAACAGAUCAUCAGAAUGGUUAGUGCCAGAUGGGCUGGUCUGCUGUGAUUUUCCACACAACCAUCUCUAAAGUUCAGAGAAAACGUUCAGUAAGCAGCAGUUCUCUGGGUGAAAUAGAAUGAUUGCUUAGAGCUUAUGGGAAUGGAGCAGUAACUUGUUACAACCAAAAUAUGCAGAAGAGCAUCUCUUAACACACAACACACAGAACCUUUAAGCAGGUGGGCUACAGCAGGUGAGGACCACACCGGCUGCUGUCAGCUGAGACCAGGACGCUGAAGUUACGAUUAAGAUUGGAAAAGUGUCGCGUGGUCUGAUGAGUCUCAGUUUCUGCUGCAAUACUUGGAUGAUACGGUCAGAAUUCUGAGUAAACAUAAAAGUAAGGUUCAGGCUGCUGGCAGUAGGAGCUAAUCUCCUGAUUUGUAUCUUUUAAAUAACAAUGGCUUCCAUGGACUCUGCAUUAUGAAUGUGCAGCUGACACAUCUGCAGGAACUCUUAACAGUCUGGUCUUUUCAUCCUUUCUCUGCAAAGUUAAACAAAUAAAAGCAA